AUGCGGAGCAGUGGCAGGAGCGAAGCCGCCACCGGCGUUUCGCCGCGUCACUGCGAGCCAACCGUCCGCGCAGGGCGCGGGAAGAGUCCGAGGCAGCCAAGUCCACCGACGACUGGCUUGAUGUCAGCUCGGGAGCUGCCGGAGGUCAACAGCCGGCUGGUGUUGCCACUGGCUACGCAAAGUCAAGAGGCAGCACGACGAGGGCAAGGUCAUUUGCGUGCCGUCUCAAACGUGUUCAAGCCGGAGUGGGUGGAUUUGUACGGCGCGGGCUCUUCAGAGCUUUCAGACGCCCGCGCCGAAGAGUUCAACUUGGCCAAGGAGACUUUCCGGAAUGGCCGGCCCGAAGGAUGGGGCCAAGGCACGAUUGAGAUCAACAGUGUUGAGUACUCCCGGCAAGCCCCAGUCCAUGAGUGGACCAAAAAACCGCUGGGCGAGGGCUGCCGUUGGGAGCGGCAGACCCUGGACAAGUUGCCUUUCCCCGUGUACGCAUUUUUUAUGCCCUGA
Molecule: messenger RNA, 504 nt
Organism: Symbiodinium sp. CCMP2592
Lineage: Eukaryota; Dinophyceae; Suessiales; Symbiodiniaceae
Source: the annotation of a GenBank genome assembly